Prinia subflava (tawny-flanked prinia) is the source of this 3952-nucleotide messenger RNA. It is a transcript of the gene CFAP418, whose product is annotated as cilia and flagella associated protein 418. The transcript has 6 exons. NCBI's taxonomy places the organism in Eukaryota, Metazoa, Chordata, Aves, Passeriformes, Cisticolidae. The record is from RefSeq and is a predicted model, not a curated record. The coding region runs from base 57 to 650 and encodes 197 amino acids. Gene Ontology annotation, cellular component: cytosol.
CGCGGGGACAGACCCCGCCCCCGCCGGCGCCGCCUUGGCAACCGCGGCGCGGCAAGAUGGCGGACGAGCUGGACCGGCUGCUGGACGAGGUGGAGCGGCGGCUGUGGCACCGGCACGGCGGCGAGGAGGAGCAGCCCGCGGCGGCCAAGGAGGCCAGAUCAGCUAAAGUGUUAAUGAGUGCUGGCAGCAGUGAAGAAGAUUUAGACAACAUUAUUGAUGAAAUCUGUAAUGACAGCAGCUUCACCAAAACACCUCUGAAAUUGAAGUCUAAUUCUGCAAGUCUCACACCUGAAAGAAAUAGUGUUGUUGUACAGGCACAUGGGAAAAGAUGCUGUCCAGUGUACCUGGGUGGAAGCCUUUCACCAUCUGGGAUAGGAACAAAUAUUUCAAAAAGAACGUGUGAUCAGCUGCGUUGUACUGCCUGUGACUUCCGAGUGUCACUUUUCAAUGACUACGUCUGGGAUCAGUCCUGUGAUUAUCUUUUUUUCAGGAAUAACAUGCCUGAACUCAGUAAACUAAGAGCAAAGAUGAUAAAGAAGAAAGGAGCACGUGCAUAUGCUUGUCAGUGCAGCUGGAGAUCCAUUGAUGAAUUAACUGACCUCCAAACAGAGCAGCAGCUUCGCUGGGUUUGUGGUAAACAUGGAGAAUGAAGACUUCUUGUGUGGGAUACCUACUUCUGUGGAAAUGGCUCUUAAAAUCUAUUUGUUUCCUAUCCAGUUUUCUGAGAACAGAUGGAAAAUUGAAUACUUAGAUUUAGAAAUAGAUUAUAACACCCAGAUUUCAACCUGAAUUUUUCUUAAAUGUAACUGUCUUGCAAGCAGUGUGGGGAGUUGAAUUAUUAGGAGAAAUAACUAACCUGGAGGCUUUCUGGAAGCUAAAUGAGGUUAAAGUUCAUACUCAAUGUGUUAAAGAAAAGAAGAGGAAAUAACAGACUUGGGCAUGGGCAAAGCACCUUGAGACCUUCCUCAAUGUAGCAGAGACCCUUAUUCCCCAUGUCUGCAGAAUGUUGGACUCAAAAUGGUGGGUUGAGAAACAACUGUGACACUCAAGCAUAUGAUUUUCUGCACAGAAAUGAAUCCUGCUCUUCUGCUUUGCUCGUAGUUGUUAAUGAGCAAGUGGUUGUUUAUGUCUUAAAAAAUUACUAUGGGAUCAGCUCUCAUCUUAAAGGUUUCAGCUCACCCCAAACUUUACUUCUUUUUACCCACCAGUAGCCAAAACUGCAGGUGCUGAAAAUUUUCUUCCAGUUCCUACUGCUUGCUUCAGAGCACUUUCUGCUGACUAAGGACUUGUCCACAAUGAAUUUCUUGAACUUCUCUUCAGCCCUCACUGCACAAGAGAUGAACAAGUUAUUCUGCAGUUAUUAAACAUGCAAUUUUAAAGAGAUUCUGAAGGGUAUGUUACUCUUUUAUCAAUAUUUUCAAUGGAAAAAGGCUCAGGCUUUUAAGAGUGAGAAAAUAUAUAUCCCCAGUAGUGUUCAAAAUCAGAUCUUUUUUUCAGUUUCACUUAGCCUUCACUUCAUCUUCUCUUUAAAAAAUUAUAUUCAGAAAGUGUAACUGUCCUGUUUCAACACACUCCUUUCCCUCAGUAACAUUGUUACUUGGUGAAUUGUUUUGUGUACAGUCCCUGUCACUAAUAGUUUAUGACCUUUUUCUUUUCAUUACGUAUAAAUAACACAGAAGAUAGAUUUGAGUUUUGUGCAAGGGGAGAGGGAGGAAAGGAUAACCAGUUCUGUCAUUUAUUACACUGAAAAGUGUCUCAGUAUGGGAAGUCUGUCAGUGUUUUUUGCUGUGCAGUAUGUGUACCUGUACAGAUAAAUUCAGAAUUACUUACAUUGGGCAAUUCUAGUUAUACAGAGCCAUUUCCCUUUCUCUGAAGUUUUUCUCAUGGUUCUAAUAUGUACAUUCAUUCUGCUUCUGAGCUUUUCCAAAACAAUUGCAUGAUCUUACGGAGGUGAUUCCUGUGUCUGUCACCCUCUGAAGGAGCAGCUCUCAGUAGUGAUCAGAGGCAUCAUGCACUCUGCACCCUGCUUACCUUGUCCAUCCAUGAGUGCUUGUUUCAGAACCUGCAGUGUGCCUGGGAAGUCUGGCAGUUCUUCUUCAAUGCUCCAGACUGCACCUUCCAGUAUAUAUAUAGACAUAUUUAGGGUCAUGUAUUGUUUUCAGUGAAUUUACUGUUUCAGGCUGAAGUUUCCACUGCUAGAGUCCAAAACUGCAGGUUCAGGACCAGAGACCAGUGUACUAAUGCCCAGUCAGCUGGAAAAGCUCUGCUUGUCUUUCUGUCCUUUAUGAAGAUGUAGCCCAGGUCUGGGCUGUACACAAUGAGUAUUCCUGGGUGUUCUUCAGGUGGGCCCAAGCAACUUUCAUGCCUAGAGAGCAUCAGUGCUAAGAACAGAAGAACCCAAGCUCUGGGGAAGAAGAAACCUGCUUUCCAUUCUUAUUGAAGAAUACAUUUCAAAAAGUGCUGAGUUGCUUUGGCUUUUCUGUUCCAAGGCUAUUUGGAAUUCAUGACCAAGUAGUUCCACGGAGUGUCUUUUGUCUAGAAUGGUGCUGAACUUGUGCCACAGGGUAGAAACAAGGUGGGCUUGCAACCUGUGAGCAGGAAAUGGGGAAAAUCCUAGUUCCCAUGUCAGUUCAUGAGACCAAGUCUUAUGCGACUUGGAAAGGGAGUGUGUCUCUCUACCCUAAAUAUUUCCCUGAAAUAAUCAGGUUUAUUCAAGUGUAGUUAACUUGUUUCUGGCCUUGGUCAGAGUAGUGGGAUAAGACAGCUUUCUGUCCAGGGGAAGUUGUAAACAGGUACAGAAAUAGUGCUUCUUGUAUGAGUUUUCAGAAUUUAUAUUUCUAGAUUUGAGAAUGAUUGCUAUGUCAUUAGAUAGAAUUAUUUUGUUGGAAGGAGGAGCCAUAUUAAGAUUUGAUUUCCUUUCCUUUAUUUUCUUCGGUUACAUGUUACAAACCACUCCAGAGUCUUGGAUGAAAAGAAUGUAAAGAAAGAUAAAACUAGAGCUUGAAUGUUCAUUUGAUGAAGGUAUUGUCAGAGUGUACAAGGUUUUCAAAUGUAGCCCAGACGCUAAGUGAUAUUUCUGUGUUGGUUGUCUGAGAUAGCAGGGAUUAUGUAGAGAAUUCUGUUUAAGAAUAUGUAAAGAUUUCCAUUUAGGAAUGUAAUUCAGCUGUUGUCAAAUGGAAGCACUGGAGAACAGUGUUGCUAAGUAUAAAUGUGACCAUUGUUUUCCUCCAAUUUUUUGGUUUGGAAUAAUAAUACCAUUUCCAUUUGUGAAAUGGGCUGGGUGAAAAUGUAAGACUUUUAUUUUGCUUACUGGUGUGUUUGGAGAUUUUCUAGCCUGUCCCAUUAGUCUGCAGCAGAUCCCUCAAAAAAACCGGAAGUAAUGAAGGCUGACAAAAUGAGAUUCCAUCUAAUUUUAAUAUGCUGCUCUGACUUACCUUUCACUCUUUUACCUGCAAACUAUGGAGGGUGAAUAUAGUUCAGAAAAGUUGUUAUUAAGAGUCAACCUGCCAUUAAAGUUAACUUACAGAAGCAUAAUAACAUUAUAUAUUGCAAGCUCUGCACUGUAUUAUAUCAAAUAAAGAUUUUUUUUUCCAAACACCUAUUUUAGUUUUGUACUGAAGAUAUUCUGCAAAUGCUGCCACUUGCUGAAAGACUGCCACUUCUCUUAUUUCCUGACAUGUGAGUCUUUGGGUCAUGUAACCAGUACAUGUGGUAGUCACACAACACAAGAAGUGCUGUGUCGAGAGCAAAUUUUUCUUCCUGCCAGGCUCUUUUUUCAGUAGACCUGAUGUUCUGUCUGUGGUGUAACACCUGAUAACUGCAGGCAGGUGGAGUAAAGGAACAUCAGGUGCUGCUCAGUUGUGAGAGCCACAUCUGAUGCCUAGGGUUUGGCUUGUGUGCUUUGAGAGUUUUUCAAAUGUCAGCACUUAAUAAAAUGAAAAGUUGGAACUAA